UCUACCCACUGCUCCUCAGUUAUCAGUUAUCAUUGUUCAUAUCUCACAGGUUCUUGUAUAGCAUCAUUUUUUAUGCCUCACUCAGCAAUUUUUUUCCUUGGGUUUUCUUCUCUUGCCAGAUUGGAUCUGUUCUUCAACAACGCUGCCAAGAUGGUUUGCAAGUUGAGAAAAAUCAGGGUUAUCGCUUCCCUGCUGAGUAUCUGUGUAGCUGCUGUGUUUUUGACCUCUUCCUGGAAUUACCUCAGGCUUCAGAAGUCAAGUUAUUGUGGCUGCAACCAGUGUUUAACAGAUGGUGACCCAUGUAUUAGAGAACGUAUUAUUUCAGCUCCCAAGCCCUUUUUGUCAAUAAAGAAUAAAAUCACAGAGGAUAUUUUCAAUUGGUGGAAGCGCUUACAGGGUGAAAAGCGCAACUUCACUUACUACAAUGAAGCAGUGGACACGGUGUUUAAGGUCAUCCCACCCUUUCCAGAUUUUGCAGAGCCCAGCCCUGAUCGUUGCAAGAUUUGUGCUGUGGUGGGGAAUUCUGCUAAUCUGAAGGGAUCACGUUAUGGACCUCUGAUAGAUUUUCAUGAUAUCGUGAUAAGAAUUAACCGUGGCCGUACCAAAGGCUAUGAAGCAGAUGUUGGGACCAAAACAACUUAUCAUAUCAUGUAUCCGGAGAGUGCUACCUAUUUGGAAAACACAACUCGUUUAAUAAUGUUUCCAUUCAAGUCAAGUGAUUUUCUGUGGCUCAUGAAGAAGUUAAAUCCAGGGGAGAAUGGUGCUGUAAACUCAAAGUUGAUUGCUAACAAGAAUCUGGUAGCAAUCCUCAGUCCAGAGUUUAUGAAAUAUGUUCAUGAAGCUUGGCUGGGAAAUAAGGGCUAUUAUCCAUCAACUGGCUUUCUGACUUUUGCUCUCAGCCUGUUCCUUUGUGAUGAGGUCACUGUUUUUGGGUUUGGAGCAGACAGUGAUGGAAACUGGAGCCACUACUUUGAAAGACUUGGAAACAAAAAUUUGAAAACUGGAGCUCAUCCUGGAGGUUAUGAAUAUGAUGUUAUGGUGCAACUAGACAAGAAGAAGAAAAUCCGUUUUUUUAAAGGAUGGUAAAUUUCGUCUUGCUCUUUCUGUCUCAUUAGUGUCCCUAUUUCAUUCAUUAAACAUUGCCUUUAUCAUUUUAUUGUUAAUUGUUAAGUUCGAAUGUAUUCAUGUUUAGGCACUAUCAUUUUAUUGUUUUUGUAUUGAGCAUUUGAGUGUGCUCAUGUGUAGAGGAGUCAUUUUGUGAACUUCUUGCAUUACUGCAGUGUCGUAAUGUGGGAGGCAGCUGUUGGAUACCAAAGCUCCAGUAGGCGUUGGUCUUCCUCAAACAAACUAAAGUCAGUAAAACUAUGGGUUACAAGCUGUGAUGUCAUCUGAUCACAUGACUUCUCAGAUGUUCAGUCAUAGAUUAGGAUGAAGCAAUCUUCAAACUCCUACCUCCACUCCUCGCUGUUUGGUUUGGGAUGGCCUAGUGGGUAGGGAGAGGGUGUAGGGGGGUGGUUUGAAAAAGGACAAUAGUGUUUAGACAUAGUGCGUUAAGGAUAUUUUACAUUUUUCAUCAGGAUGCAUUUAUGUUUGUUCAUCACAAAAUAUUAUAUGAUGUAAAUAUACUCUAUAUUUGUUAUUUCAAUCAAAAAUUAUUCCUCAAAAGCUAUGCGGGUAAUUGUGUUACAGAUGACAAUGGCUCCAUGACAUGUGAGGACUGCUUGUUUCCAGGAAUGUAAUGAGCUUAUUUCUUCAGGUUGUUGUUUUUAUGCAUAUGCAUUACAGUUUACUAAUUUUUUAUCCAUAAUGCAGUGUGUGCAGUGUGAAACUGUUUUAUACAAUUUCAGGUUUCAUGUGUUUUAUUUAUUGUCUUCAAAUAUGCCUGAUCUGGGUAUAUGUGAUCCCUGUACAGUGAAAAAGAAAACUUUUUAAGUUUAACAUUUUAACUUUGUAAUUCGCCGCAGGUUCAUGAAUGUUUAUACUUGUGCAUUUAUUUCUGCUUUCUCUGCCUGACAGAUACGAUAAUAUUGGCUACUUAAUGUCUCGCAAAUAAAUGCCUCAAAACCA
Messenger RNA from Lates calcarifer (barramundi perch), 2067 nucleotides. Its product is annotated as CMP-N-acetylneuraminate-beta-galactosamide-alpha-2,3-sialyltransferase 1. The record is from RefSeq and is a predicted model, not a curated record. Bases 73 to 1086 code for a protein of 337 amino acids. Lineage: Eukaryota; Metazoa; Chordata; Actinopteri; Centropomidae. Gene Ontology annotation, molecular function: beta-galactoside (CMP) alpha-2,3-sialyltransferase activity. The transcript has 7 exons.